Aedes albopictus (Asian tiger mosquito) is the source of this 3613-nucleotide messenger RNA. RefSeq lists its product as uncharacterized. The transcript has 3 exons. Gene Ontology annotation, biological process: DNA integration. Gene Ontology annotation, molecular function: nucleic acid binding. Bases 1 to 3360 code for a protein of 1119 amino acids. Lineage: Eukaryota; Metazoa; Arthropoda; Insecta; Diptera; Culicidae. The record is from RefSeq and is a predicted model, not a curated record.
AUGGCAGUAAAACGGUUGAAAAGUCUCGAGGCGAAGCUUGCUAGAGAUCCAGAGCUACGCGCCAACGUUCAUCAGCAGAUCCGUGAUUACGUCAAGAAACGAUACGCUCACAAGGCUUCCGAGCAGGAACUGGCAAGUGCCGAUCCGGACCGUGUAUGGUAUUUACCCAUAAACGUGGUGACAAAUCCUCGGAAACCUGCAAAGAAAAGGCUUGUGUGGGACGCGGCAGCCCAAGUGGAAGGUGUGUCACUGAACUCCCAGCUCCUAAAAGGACCGGACCUGUUGAACUCGCUUCCUUCAGUCAUUUGCGUAUUCAGGGAGAGGCCGAUUGCCUUUGGAGGUGACGUCAGAGAGAUGUUCCACCAGGUUCAAAUCAUCCCGGCAGACAAACACUCUCAGAGAUUCAUCUUUCGAUUUGAUCCUGCCCAGCCACCGCAGAUUUAUAUUAUGGAUGUCGCAACGUUUGGGGCAACAUGUUCACCUUGCUCCGUUCAGCAUGUCAUGCGAGAAAAUGCCCUUGAAUGUUCUUCAGAGUUCCCCGAAGCUGCGGCCGCGAUAAUUGACAAAACCUAUAUGGACGACUACGUUGACAGUGCCAACACCAUCGAGGAAGCCAUCACAAGAUCGACACAGGUGCGAGAAGUACAUGCGCGUGCCGGAUUUGAGAUGAGAAACUGGGUGAGUAACAGUCGCGACGUCCUACAUGCCCUUGGAGAAGCCAAGAUCCAGGAACCAGUCGUGAUUGGAGGUGAUACUCAAGACAAUUGGGAGCGUGUUCUGGGACUGAUAUGGAACCCGGAAGGAGAUUUCCUUUCAUUCUCAACUCGAUUCCAUGGAGACUUGGAUCCAUACGUUUCCGAGGGCCGUCGUCCUACGAAACGAAUAGUUGCUCGCUGUGUGAUGAGCCUGUUCGAUCCAACCGGUAUGCUGUCACCCUUCUCAAUACACGGCAAAAUGCUUAUUCAGGAUCUCUGGAGGAGCGGCACUAUGUGGGAUCAGGAUAUUCCAGAUGAAGAAUACGAAAAGUGGAGACGUUGGGUUCAGUUGCUUGUUGGAAUCAAACAGUUGAGAAUCCCUCGACCCUACUUUGGAAGCGCUGUCCCCAACCAGUUCCAUUCGCUGCAAUUGCAUGUAUUCUCCGACGCCAGCGAAUUCGCCAUGGGUUGUGCAGCGUACUUUAGGGCAGUGGAUGAUCGUGGCGUACACGUCGCCUUAGUAAUGGCGAAAAGCAAGGUGGCCCCGCUGCAACAUCAGUCAAUCCCGCGACUGGAACUACAGGCUGCGGUUAUGGGAGCGCGAAUGCUGAAGAACGUGAUGGAGUCCCAUACACUCACCAUUAGCCGAAGUUUCCUGUGGACGGAUUCCAGCACCGUGCUGUCUUGGAUACGUUCAGACAAUCGCAAAUACAAGCAGUAUGUAGCACAUCGAGUAGGGGAAAUUCUCUCACACACGCAGCUGACCGACUGGCGAUGGGUGCCCACUAAAGAAAACGUGGCAGACUGUCUGACCAAAUGGGGAAAACAUUCCGAACCCAAUUCUGAUGGCAUAUGGUUGAAUGGACCAACAUUCCUGUACGGAACAGAAGAAACUUGGCCCCAGCAACGACAGAUAGCUUCGGACGUCCAUGAAGAACUUCGGCCAUGCUAUUUGCUCCACCACAUUGCUAUACCGCAGAAACUAAUCAAAGCUGAAAACAUUUCGAAGUGGAACGUACUGCUUCGAACAAUGGCCAUGGUGGGCCGAUUCAUCAAUAACUGUCGACUGCGAAUAAGGGGUCAGCCGAUAGAGACCAUUAAAGCAACGAGUCAUCAGCUCAAGUGCUUGAAAAGAUCAAUUCCAGCUGUCAUCGUACCUCUUCAGCAAAACGAGUACAAACGAGCCGAAAUAAAUUUGUGGCGUUUCGCGCAGGCAGAUAGUUUCCCUGAUGAGGUAAAGGUACUUUUGAAGAAUCGUGAUACGUCUCCCGAAGCCCUGGUGAGUAUUGAACGUACAAGCCCCUUGUACAAGCUAUCCCCCUUUGCCGACGAAUUCGGAGUCGUACGAAUAGAAGGACGAACUGCGAUUGCUGGCUACGCUCCAUUCGACUCUAGAUUCCCCAUAAUCCUUCCGAAAGAUCAUUUGGUUACGUUUCGACUGCUGGACCACUAUCACUGCCGAUACGGACACGCAAAUAAGGAAACAAUUGUCAAUGAGGUACGCCAGCGAUUCUUCAUACCUAAUUUGCGAUCGGUAGUUGACAAGGUAAUGAGGGCGUGUCAGCGUUGCAAAAUAAGUAAAUGCAAACCACAGUCUCCACGGAUGGCACCACUGCCAGAACAACGACUGACUCCAUACGUAAGACCGUUCAGCUAUGUUGGGGUGGACUAUCUGGGCCCUUUGGAAGUCACUGUUGGACGACGGAAAGAAAAACGUUACGUGGUCGUCUUUACGUGCCUUGUGGUUAGAGCCGUCCAUCUUGAAAUAGCAUACGAUUUGUCCAGCGAUUCGUGCGUUAUGGCAAUCCGUCGGUUCGUUCGCAGGAGAGGGUCACCAGUACAAAUCUUUUCUGAUAACGGCACGAAUUUUGUCGGUGCCAACCGACACUUGAUGCAGCAGAUUAGAGAGAUCAACGAUAGAUGUGCCAACACGUUCACAGAUGCUAAGACCAAGUGGUCGUUCAAUCCACCGGCGAGCCCACACAUGGGUGGUGUGUGGGAGCGUAUGGUACGCAGCGUGAAGGAAACCAUGAGAGCUCUCGAUGACGGUCGCAAACUAAAUGAUGAAAUCCUGGUGACUGUACUGGCAGAAACGGAGUGGUUCAUCAAUUCUAGGCCGCUCACAUACAUGCCCCAAGAAUGCGGAAAUGAUGAGGCGCUCACCCCAAAUCAUUUUAUUUUUGGGAAUACGUCCGGUUCACAUGAACCGAUCAGGAGCUGUACUGAUCUUGCAGAGGCGUUACGCAGUAGCUAUCAACGAAGUCAAUACUUGUCUGACGCUCUAUGGAAACGGUGGAUAAAGGAAUACUUUCCUACAGUGAAUCGUAGAUCGAAAUGGUUCGAAGACGUACGUCCGGUUCAAGUCGGUGAUUUGGUUUACGUUGCAGACGGUGACCGAAGGUCUUGGAUAAGAGGGAAAGUCGAAGAAGUUAUCCAAGGACGGGACGGCAGAGUGCGCCAGGCCAUCAUUCGAACAGUCAACGGAAACGGAAAGCUCAAACGUCCGGUGGUAAAAUUAGCGGUGAUCGAAGUUGGAGAUGGUGGACCCGGAAAUACUCCUAAGACGCCACAUCCGGAUCCACGGGGAGGGGGAUGUUCCGGCAUCACUGGUUCACGAACAGGUAGUGAACUCGCCGAUACAAAGAAACUAGCUGUCAACGCAUAACGACAGAAGGUGUAGGUAGCAAACGUGAAACGUGGUGAAAUGACGAUUGAUCUAAUGUUUUGAGAUGCUGCAAAUGAUUAUAUAAUUUGUUAUUGGGUGAAGGGAAAUUCUUAAAAAACUUGUAAAUUACGCCGUACAUAUUCCUGCAAGUGAACUGUAGCAGUCUGAAUUGUCAGAGUUCGAUAGGACGAUAAAUCCUCAUAAGGGUUUGCUCAGGAUAGACCGCGAAUUUCAAGAUUGUGAGAAGACUAUC